AUGGCACUUUCGAUGAAUUCGUCAGGGAGCAAUAUGACUCCUAGUUCGGUAGACGAGCAGGACUAUCUGGAUUAUUACGACUCUAGUAUUCAUAACUAUCCAUUGGCACUACAGGCACAGCCGUUUAUACAGGUAGUGACCAAAAUUUCUGUGUAUGCUAUUAUCAUACUGACCGCCCUGGUAGGAAAUCUUCUCGUUAUCCUAGUGGUGGUCAAAAACAAAAGAAUGAGGACAACCACCAACUAUUUUAUCGUUAACUUGGCAGUGUCCGAUCUUAUGGUCAUCGUCUGGUGUUGCUGGGUGUAUCUUGUCGAUGACCUGUCCGAAGGAUGGAUUCUAGGAAGUUUCUUCUGUAAAUUUAACAGCUUUGCUCAAGUGACGUCACUGAUCGCCAGUAUUUUGUCCCUCACAUUGAUCGCUGUGGAUAGAUUCUUUGGCAUUGUGUUCGCUAUGAAGGCUCACAUAAUAGAACGACGUGCUUGCCAUUCCUUAGUGGUGAUAUGGGUGAUUUCUAUCAUUGUUGGAGCGCCACUGCUCUACAUCCGGCAAGUGCACGAGCGACAUUGGAAGGAUCACGUGGAACGUUGGUGCGACGGAGAAUGGCCGUCUGUCCAAUAUGGCGUCAGCGCUGACAAUAAAACCUUGUACUAUCGUCCAGCACGAGUGGCCUAUUGGACGUUUGUGUCACUAAUGCUGUUCAUCAUUCCUAUUCUUGCCAUGUUUGGUGCUUACUGUGGUAUAAUGAAGACUCUCUGGUCAGCUAGGGCACCGGGAGAAAGACUUAAAGGGGAAAUCAAAGUCCAAACGAAAAUGAAAAGAAAGGUGGUAAUCAUGCUGGUUUUCAUCUUAACCAUAUUCACAAUCUGUUGGGUCCCACUAAUUGUAGCCAUUCUUUAUGCCGAAUACAGACCCGAACAACUUGAACGGAUGGGACCAUGGUACGCCAAAUUUACAUUCUUUGCAAAAACGUUUGCGUUCUCUAACAGCGCUAUCAAUCCACUGGUGUAUGCAGGAUUCAAUGAUAAUUUUAGACAGGGAAUUGGUUCCAUAUUUGGAUGUUACAAAAAGCAAAGAUGGACGAUGGCCCGCAUUGACUCGUUUCGUUCAACAACUACAACAAGUACCCGGAUAUUUCAUUUCCGCGUUUCGUAAGAUCUGUUUGAUAGAAUCUGUUACCGACUCUGUACUUUUA
Ylistrum balloti is the source of this 1192-nucleotide messenger RNA. Its product is annotated as QRFP-like peptide receptor. Lineage: Eukaryota; Metazoa; Mollusca; Bivalvia; Pectinida; Pectinidae. Gene Ontology annotation, molecular function: neuropeptide Y receptor activity. The transcript is spliced from 5 exons. The record is from RefSeq and is a predicted model, not a curated record. Gene Ontology annotation, biological process: G protein-coupled receptor signaling pathway. Gene Ontology annotation, cellular component: membrane. The coding region runs from base 1 to 1152 and encodes 383 amino acids.